AUGGGGGAUUUCUUGUUAAACGGGAACCCAAAGUCGCCAGUGGAACGCAAGCUUGCGUCUUCGCCCGUGCAGAAAGCAAAGCCGCUGCCUCCGUGUCCUUUUAACGAGCAGGAGCUUUUUUACUGCAGCGACGGUGCCUCCGCUGCGGAAGUUUUCGAGAACUCCACCGUAGGCUACGCUUACAACGACAUCAUACUCCUGCCUGGGCAUAUCUACUUCUCUUCGGAUGAUGUGAGCUUAGAAACGCGUAUAUCGCGUCGCAUCGCGCUGAAAACCCCGCUUGUCUCGUCGCCGAUGGAUACGGUGACCGAGUCCGCGAUGGCGAUUCACAUGGCGCUGCACGGGGGUCUCGGAGUCAUCCACUACAACAACACGAUACGUGAACAGAAGAAAGAGGUUGAUCGGGUGAAGCGGUUCGAAAACGGCUUUAUUACGGACCCCAAAACGCUCUCUCCGGAACACACAAUCGCCGACGCGAGAGCGAUCAAAGCGCGCUACGGCUUUAUGGGUAUACCGAUCACGGAGAACGGCGCCAUGUAUAGCCGGCUGCUGGGGAUUGUCACGAAUCGUGACAUCGAGUUCAUCCGCGACCCCAAUACCAAGCUCGGCGACGUCAUGACCCGAGACCUGGUGACUGCCCCCGAAGGCAUCGGCCUCGAUGAAGCGUACGCGAUCGUGAAGGAGAGCAAGAAGGGCAAGUUGCCGAUUGUGAAUGAGCGCCACGAACUCGUAGGACUUGUUGCACGCACGGACAUCUUGAAAAACCGGGAUUUUCCGAACGCGACAAAGGAUCGGGUGGGAAAGAAACUUCUCUGUGGCGCAGCGAUCGGUACACGCCUGGAGGAUCGCGAACGCCUGGAUGCACUCGUGGAGGUCGGGGUUGACCUCAUUGUCCUUGAUUCGUCCCAGGGCGACUCGGUAUUUCAAUUGGAGAUGCUUCGGUAUAUUAAGAACAAGUACAGCCACCUCGAGGUCGUCUGUGGGAACGUUGUGACCACGACCCAGGCGUACCAUUUGCUCAAAGCAGGCGCUGACGGGUUACGCAUCGGUAUGGGGUGCGGCAGCAUCUGCACAACCCAGGAGGUCAUGGCGUGUGGUCGACCACAAGCCACUGCAGUGUAUCAGGUAAGCAAGUUUGCGCGCGAGCACGGGGUCCCGACCAUUGCCGACGGCGGUGUGAGCAGCAUCGGCCAUAUUAUCAAGGGUCUCGCAUGUGGCGCCAGCUGUGUCAUGAUGGGCAGCAUGCUGGCUGGUACCGAGGAGGCACCCGGCGAGUAUUUCUACAAGGACGGUGUUCGCCUGAAAAAGUACCGCGGAAUGGGUAGCGCUGAAGCAAUGCAAAAAGGCAGCGCUGUGCGCUAUUUUAGCGAAGAUGAUCGGAUUUUUGUGGCGCAGGGGGUCAGCGGCGCCGUCGUCGACAAGGGUUCACUACGACGAUACCUCCCGUAUUUGAUCAAUGGUAUCAAACACGGUUUUCAAGAUCUGGGCGUACCCAGUUUGGAAGAGUUGCAUAACCGGCUGUACAACGGAAGAUUACGGUUUCAAGUGCGCACGCUCGCGGGCCAACUCGAAGGUGCCGUGCACUCUCUCUACACUUAUGAACGUAGCGCAGUUUAG
Messenger RNA from Cyanidioschyzon merolae strain 10D, 1617 nucleotides. Its product is annotated as IMP dehydrogenase. The transcript has a single exon. The record is from RefSeq and is a predicted model, not a curated record. Gene Ontology annotation, biological process: GTP biosynthetic process. Gene Ontology annotation, molecular function: IMP dehydrogenase activity. Lineage: Eukaryota; Rhodophyta; Bangiophyceae; Cyanidiales; Cyanidiaceae. Gene Ontology annotation, cellular component: cytoplasm. Bases 1 to 1617 code for a protein of 538 amino acids.